AUGGGUUUUGAAAGAGCAGGGGACUCCUACUGGGAGAAAAAGUCUAAGGCUGCUGGUCUUAAGGCGACUACAAACCAUUUGCGCGAUUUGAAUCCUGAGGAUGCGCACGAAAUUCUUAGGCAAGCUGCUGAAAUUUUUGAAGGAAUAGGAAUAAUUAAUAUUGCAGCUCAAUGUUUUUCAGAUUUAGGGGAUCAUGAAAAAGCUGGUAGUUGCUGGGCGUUCUCCUCCACUAGGGCCAUAGAAGGGAUAAAUGCAAUAGUAACUGGGGACCUUAUAAGCCUCUCAGAACAAGAACUUGUGGAUUGUGACAAAACUAAUGAUGGAUGUGAGGGAGGGUACAUGGACUAUGCUUUUGAAUGGGUAAUGAACAAUGGUGGCAUAGAUACUGAAACUGAUUACCCAUACACUGGUGUAGAUAGUAGCUGCAAUAUUACCAAGGCAGACAUUUUGGAACAACUUAUUCUUGUAUUUUUUCAUAGCGCUCUUCAAGCUAAGAGGUAA
Messenger RNA from Arachis stenosperma, 501 nucleotides. Its product is annotated as oryzain alpha chain-like. Gene Ontology annotation, molecular function: cysteine-type endopeptidase activity. The record is from RefSeq and is a predicted model, not a curated record. Gene Ontology annotation, cellular component: lysosome. The coding region runs from base 1 to 501 and encodes 166 amino acids. The transcript has 4 exons. NCBI's taxonomy places the organism in Eukaryota, Viridiplantae, Streptophyta, Magnoliopsida, Fabales, Fabaceae.